AUGGAAAUUCGAAGCCGACGGGCCUCUGCUUCCAGAAAAGGGAUUCCUGUCGCCGGGCCGACUGGGAGCAAGCAAGAGGACAACGGUAGCUCGGUUUCUAAACAAAUUUCAGAUAUUGGAUCCUACGGUCCACAGAAGCCAGAUUCAAUUCUGUUGGAUGUCAACAGCUUUCUCCAGGCCGGGAUGGAGCAUCGUCAGUGUAAUGGCAUCAUACACUCUGCACUCAUCUUCGGCGUGCACGUCUCGUUCAUCCCGCAUAUGGUCUGGGACGUUGCGACCCUAGGGAGCUCGUGGCUUGAGUCCAUGUGGGGAUCGGCUGCUCCGUUCUCCCAAUGCGUCGAACCCCGGAAAGGAGGAUGUCGUGUUAUAAGCUCUACGCGAGUCAUGACGCCUGCAAGCCGGGAGUCUAGACGAAGAGACUUGGGGAGUUAUCUGGAUGAUGCUGGGAGCGUAUUACUGUGCGCUUUAGGUUUGAGAUUCAGAAUUCGGAUUUUGACGGGAAGUGCGAUGAAGGCUGUGAUCCAGGUCAAGUAUCCGAAGGCCCAUGUGCCCUCAUAA
Penicillium macrosclerotiorum is the source of this 558-nucleotide messenger RNA. RefSeq lists its product as uncharacterized. The coding region runs from base 1 to 558 and encodes 185 amino acids. The transcript has 2 exons. The record is from RefSeq and is a predicted model, not a curated record. Lineage: Eukaryota; Fungi; Ascomycota; Eurotiomycetes; Eurotiales; Aspergillaceae.